Molecule: messenger RNA, 561 nt
Organism: Naumovozyma castellii
Lineage: Eukaryota; Fungi; Ascomycota; Saccharomycetes; Saccharomycetales; Saccharomycetaceae
Gene: APS3
Product: Aps3p
Exons: 2
Coding region: 1-561 (186 amino acids)
Source: RefSeq, a predicted model, not a curated record
AUGAUACACGCUGUAUUAAUAUUUAACAAGAAAUGCCAACCGAGACUAAUUAAGUUUUAUACUCCAGUAGAACUUAGCAAACAGAAAUUGCUAUUGGAACAAGUCUACGAAUUGAUAUCUCAACGAAAUAAUGAUUUCCAGAGUUCUUUUCUAGUAACUCCUCCAUCUCUAUUUCCAAACACUGCUGAUAAUGACGAAGAUAUUCAAAUUAUUUAUAAAAACUACGCGACUCUGUACUUCACAUUCAUUGUUGAUGACCAGGAAUCAGAACUAGCCAUUUUAGAUUUAAUCCAAACAUUUGUAGAGUCUUUGGAUCGCUGCUUUACUGAAGUUAACGAGCUAGACCUAAUCUUUAAUUGGCAAACAUUACAAAGUGUGUUAGAAGAGAUAAUACAAGGUGGUAUGGUCAUCGAAACUAAUGUUGCUAAAAUAGUAAGCUCAGUAGAUGAACUAAAUAAGGCUUCAGAGGCUUCGAAUACCAGCAGUAUUGGAAGUGGGUUUAGCAAUGUAUUACAGACAUUCACGCAAGGUGGAUUUGCCCAAUGGGCAUCCGGACAAUAA